Messenger RNA from Grus americana (Whooping crane), 4867 nucleotides. It is a transcript of the gene POMGNT1, whose product is annotated as protein O-linked mannose N-acetylglucosaminyltransferase 1 (beta 1,2-). Lineage: Eukaryota; Metazoa; Chordata; Aves; Gruiformes; Gruidae. Gene Ontology annotation, biological process: protein O-linked glycosylation via N-acetylgalactosamine. The transcript is spliced from 22 exons. Gene Ontology annotation, cellular component: Golgi membrane. Bases 498 to 2477 code for a protein of 659 amino acids. The record is from RefSeq and is a predicted model, not a curated record. Gene Ontology annotation, molecular function: beta-1,3-galactosyl-O-glycosyl-glycoprotein beta-1,3-N-acetylglucosaminyltransferase activity.
AUUCCCACCGGCUCGCUCGGCGGGUGUGUGCGUGGGAGAGUCCCUUCCCCCAGCAGAACUUGAACCCAUUGCCCAAUCUCGCCACGUUUCCCGGAGGCGCAGGCAUCGCCGGUAUUUGCUCCCUCUAUGGAAAGAGGGAGGUGAGAAAGCUGCCACCGGCACUCUCACGGUCCCCGGGAAAGGCUGCCACCGGAGCCCAACCCUUUACUAGCCACUGGAGAAGCCCCAGCAGGAAGCGAACCCCGGGAAAGCUCCCGGCGAUGCUUGUGCCUUGUCACCCUGGGGCUGACACCCGUGGUGGGGGGGGUGAGGACGCGCAGGACCGGAUCCAGACCGUGCCCUUGGCGAAGGUCCCUGCCCCAAAUCCUGAUCCCUGGGACGCCCCGGUCCCCGCCGGAGCCAGGGCGUGUGGGGGAGUCCUGAUGGACACGAGAGCAGAGCAGAGCGCGUCCUGACCCCUGCCCCACGCGGCUGCCCCUGUGCCAGCCCCUGUGACUAUGGAUGAGUGGAAACCCAACCCUGCCAUCAAGCCCCACAAGAAGCGGAGCUGGUACCUUGCCUGGAAGUACAAGCUGAUGAACCAGCGUGCGCUGCGGAAGCUAUGCCAGACAGGUGCUGUCCUCUUCCUGCUUGUGACUGUAAUUGUGAACAUCAAGCUGAUCUUGGACACCAGGAGAGCUGCUUAUGAGGAGGAAGAGGAGUCUGCACAGGACUACGAUGAUGAGAUGCUGAAUGUGGAGGUCCCUAGGCACCCUGUCAGCAACAAGAAGGUCUUGGAUGUCGAGGUGUACUCCAGUCGGUCGAAGGUCUACGUGGCUGUGGAUGGGACAACAGUCCUGGAAGAUGAGGCUCGGGAGCAGGGAAGAGGGAUCCACGUCAUCGUCUUAAAUCAGGCUACGGGUCACGUGAUGGCCAAGAGGGUCUUUGACACCUAUUCUCCCCAUGAAGAUGAAGCCAUGGUACUUUUCCUCAACAUGGUUGCCCGGGGCCGGAUCCUGAUCUUCACCAUUAAGGAUGAAGGCUCCUUUCACCUCAAGGACACAGCCAAGAAUGUCCUGAAAAGCCUGGGGAGCCAAGUCGCACCAUUUCUGAGCUGGAGAGACAUGUGGACAUUUGUGGGGAAGAAGGGAGGGGAAGUCUACGGGGAAAAGCACGCCAAGUCGCCUGCCCUCUCGACAUGGGGUGACCCUGUACUGCUGAAGACAGAAGUUCAUCUGACAUCUGUGGAAGAUGCUGAGUGCCAUUGGCCUGACACAGAGCUGAACCGCCGCCGGAAGAGGUUCUGCAGCAAAGUAGAAGGUUACGGCAGUGUCUGCAGCUGCAAAGACCCCACACCCAUUGAGUUCAACCCUGAUCCCCUCAAAGACAAUAAAGUCUUCGAUGUGCCUGUAGCUGUUAUUGCAGGGAACCGCCCCAACUACCUGUACAGGAUGCUGCGCUCCUUGCUGUCGGCUCAGGGCGUCAAUCCGCAGAUGAUCACAGUCUUCAUCGAUGGGUACUACGAGGAGCCGAUGGAUGUCGUGGAGCUGUUUGGCCUCUCAGGAAUCCAGCACACUCCUAUCAGCAUUAAAAAUGCCAGAGUUUCCCAGCACUACAAAGCCAGUCUGACUGCAACCUUCAACCUGUUCCCGGAUGCUAAAUUCGCUGUGGUUCUGGAGGAAGACCUUGACAUUUCCGUUGACUUCUUCAGCUUUCUGAGCCAGUCAAUACACCUUCUGGAGGAGGAUGAGAGCCUGUACUGCAUCUCAGCUUGGAACGACCAGGGCUAUGAGCACACAGCUGAGGACCCCUCGCUCCUAUACCGCGUGGAGACCAUGCCAGGCCUGGGCUGGGUGCUCCGGAAGAGCCUGUACAAGGACGAGCUGGAGCCAAAGUGGCCAACCCCUGAGAAGCUCUGGGACUGGGAUAUGUGGAUGCGGAUGCCAGAGCAGCGGAAGGGCCGGGAGUGCAUCAUCCCCGACAUCUCGCGCUCCUACCACUUUGGCAUUGUGGGGCUCAACAUGAACGGCUACUUUCACGAAGCCUAUUUCAAGAAGCACAAGUUCAACACAGUUCCGAAUGUCCAGCUUAAAAAUGUGGAGAGCUUGAGGAAGGAUGCCUACGAGACCGAAAUUCAUCGGCUCAUGGGUGAGGCCGAGGUCUUGGACCACAGUAAGAACCCCUGUGAGGACUCCUUUGUGCCUGACACUGAGGGCAGGGUCUACGUCAUGUUCAUCAGGAUGGACCAGGAAGCAGAUUUCACCACCUGGACUCAGCUUGCCAAGUGCCUCCACAUCUGGGACCUGGAUGUCCGUGGGAACCACAAGGGGCUGUGGCGGCUCUUCCGCAAGAAGAACCACUUCCUCGUGGUGGGGGUCCCUGCCUCCCCCUACUCGUCCAAGAAGCCCUCCUUGGUGACACCGAUCUACAUGGAGCCCCCUGCCAAGGAGGAGGGGGCAGUGGCAGUGCCAGCAGUUGCUGCAGCAGAGCAGACAUGAGACUGGCAACUGGGAAGCGAGGGGGACUGGGAGAAGACAGACACCUCCACGAUGCAGAGACAGAGUUGGCAGCAGCUCUCAGAGGCUGAUGACCGGACACGGACUUCCAUUUCAGGCUGCAAAAUGAGACCUCGGGCUCCCUCCAGCCCCCUAUUGUCCCUCGCAUGGGACAGUGUCCUUCCCUGUACAUAUGCCACUCCUAUCCCAGGAACUUUUUUUUUUAACACAGACUCUUUACUAACGCUGCUCCCCUUGCCCUCUGGCUGGGAAAGGCUGGAGGAAGGAGAUGCUCAGUUGGAGUCUAGAGGCGGCCUCGAGAAACGCCGCCGCUUCCCUUUUUGGCCCCUGAGUCAUGAGAAGGCAGCAUGCUCGUGUGCAAGUGCUGCAGCCUACCAGCUGGGUGUUAUUUAUUAACUCUUGCCUGGCUGGAUCUGUGCCCAGUGGUGAAAGCAGUGGCGAAGAGGGGAAUCUUCCACCAUCUCUUCUAUCUCCUGCACAAUGGAUGCACCUUGAAGACUGUAUGUUGGGUUGGACGUCUCCUUGCACGCCAGUUUCACUUCUUGGGCUGGAACGACUGGUACAGCCCAGCUUGUAGGCAAAAGGGAAUACUGAAGAGGAGAUGAACUUGGUGUGGACACGUAGGGGACACCCUGUACCCAGCACAAGGGCAGUUAGGUGCUCCUUUCCUCUCUCUGCAGCUGUAGAAGCUGGAGAUGACUAGAGAUGGAAGUGGACCAAGCUGUGUGCUGUGGCUUUAGACCAUCCUCACCCACCUUCUCUGUGGGGAGCAGCCCUGCCCCUUGAGUCAUGGGAGAAGGGGUGAAAGUGCCUUGCAGAGUGAGAUGGGAGCAGCCAGCGGGCAUCCCUCCGGCUGCAGGGGCAGGAUGGACCCAGGUCCUCUGGAGCAAGAGGUGCUGCGCUCUGGCAUGGUCCUUGCCUGUGGUACUGUACCCUGCCUCUCCCUCCUCCCUGGCCAGGUAUCCCCAGCUCUUGCUGAAGGCCGAGGCAGUUUGUUCUCCUGAAUCCCCACCCUUACCAUGGUACUUUACGAGCAGGGAAGCUGUGAGCUGAGCCUGGCUCUCCUGCUGUGGUACACCCCUCAUGGAGAGGGAGGGGGUCCCUAUAUCCCCUCCUGUGCCUUAGGAAGGACCCCAGGGCCCCCUCUUACCCCCAGCCACUUGGUACUAAUGUCAUCCCACCCUCCAGGGGCAGUCCUGGUCCCCUUGCUCAGUAUACCUCCAUGUCUUAUCCAUGCAGCAAGAGAUCCAUUCUCUGCCCAGGUCCCCCAGCCUCUGGUGGGGAUGCUACGCUCUGACUUGCCCUUGGGAAGAGGAUUUGCUGCUCAGCCCUUUCCCUGUGGUUGCAGGGGCUCUUCCCUUUCAUUUUUGUCACUGUGAACUGAGCGUCGGUGUCUACACUACACUAACUUAUUUAUUUAUUGCUUGUGGGAAGGGGAGGAUAGCAGGAAAGCAGCGUGGAGAGCUGGCAGCCCCCAGCCUGCGCAGGGGCAGUUGUGGGAGGUUUGUCCAUCCUGGCUCCAUCCCCUGUUCCCCUCCUGCCUCCCUUGCCCAGCAUAGGAAGAGUUGUGAACCUGGGAAAUCUGCUCCUCUGUGGCCAAAACAAGCCCUGUGUGGACACAGUGCAGCUCUAGUGUGACCCCAGGGACUCUGACCCUUGUGGUCCCUUGCAUGCCUGUCCCAGGAGCAGGGCUGGGAUGGAUGCAGGAGGGGAACAAGAGGAGGGUGCGGGAUGGGACCCUUGAGACUGUGGUACCAGGCUUGGGUUCAGGCCUGCCCAGUGCUGCCCUUCACUGGGACUCUGCUCGGGCAGCCUCUGUGUGCUGGCCUGGGGGGGUGAAGUGGGUCCUUUCAGCAUGAUGGGAAAGGGACUUGGCUCCUUCCCAGGGAAAGCAGAUCACUCCCCAUACUCUGCUUUGGAAAAGUUUCCACAGCUCUCCACCAUGAUGCCCUUUCCUUGGCAUCUCUGUUCCUAAGGCACGGUUUCCCUUCUCCCUGAAACUAAAUGCACCCCCUUUCCCUUCUUCUCUGGCAGGGCUCAGGCUUGGCUUCUUCCUGGGGCUGGGCAAGGUGGUCCUAUGGACAGGGAAUGGCUAAAGGCGAGUUCCCCUUUCUUCUGCUGCCCGUGCUGCAGCGACCAGGGGGCCGUGGCUCCCUGCUCUCAGCGACAGCAGCGCUUGGCCGCCGGUGGGCUUCAAGCUCCCCCCUCUCCGCAUACUACGAUGGGCCUGCUGGAUGUUCUCCAUCCCUCCCCGUUCCUCCAGCAAGGCUCGGGUGUGGUGGCUGUGGUAGGGCUGGGUGCGUGGGCAUCCCUAGGGCUUGCCGCUUUCUGAAUUGAAUUAUUUUUUCAAGAGUAAACAUUGCAAAGCUGUU